Saccostrea cuccullata (small rock oyster) is the source of this 1726-nucleotide messenger RNA. RefSeq names its product platelet endothelial aggregation receptor 1-like. Lineage: Eukaryota; Metazoa; Mollusca; Bivalvia; Ostreida; Ostreidae. Gene Ontology annotation, molecular function: scavenger receptor activity. The record is from RefSeq and is a predicted model, not a curated record. Bases 20 to 1726 code for a protein of 568 amino acids. The transcript has 8 exons.
GUUUACUUCCUCAUUCGAAAUGGCUGGCGUCUGGUGGAUCAUUUUAUUAUACGGAGUAAUUCACUGCUACGAAGAUCUGUGCACCAAUUAUAAUUGCACGGCCCGAUUGAGCACAACAUAUAGAGACUUAUCUGCAGAUAAGGUCAUCGACGGGAAUAUCCAUCAAGAUUUCUUAAGUUGUUCACAUACAGAACUUGGACAAACUUCCGCAUUUGUUGAGGUGGAUUUAGGGAGAGUUUUUCAGUUGAAAAAUAUUGUAAUAUACUACAGAAUUGAAGAUAAUUGGAAGCCAUAUAGAUUCAGAAAAUUCGAAUUAGCUGUUGCUACAGGGGCUUUUUCGCAAUGGAUAUUGUGCUAUAAAGAUACCACUGGAUUUCCUUAUGUACCCUCUAGUGUUCAAAAUAUCAAGUGUAAUGAAUCUGCGAGAUACGUUAGAAUUACAACGAGUUAUGACGCCCCUGAAGACAAGGAAAAAGGUGCUGUACUAGAAGUAUGCGAAAUAAAAAUGUUUGGUUGUAAUGUUGGUUAUUACGGACCAUCAUGUUCAUCUUGUGGAGGUUGUCAAACAUGUAACAUUGAAACUGGUUGCCAAUGCAGCUCUAAUUGUGUAAACAGUUCCUGCGAUGAAUAUGGUAACUGUACAGACGACUGUUAUCCAGGUUUUUGGGGUGAAAAGUGUCAAAACCAAUGUCAACAUGUCAACUGUCUAAAUAAUGUCUGCAAAAAAACAGACGGCGCUUGCCUUUCCUGCAAACUUGGAUACUAUGGUGAUACGUGUAGCACAAAUUGUUUCAACUGCUUUGGACAAAGUUGUAGUAACGUGGGCUCCUGUUAUAAUGGAUGUAUUACUGGAUUUUACGGUAACAAAUGCGAUAGAGCAUGUGGAAACUGUAAUCCUAAUAGUUGCGAUAGGUACACAGGAAGUUGUGACUUUUGUGAUUUAGGAUUUUACGGUGACAAAUGUAAUUUACAAUGUACAUCAAACUGCUACAAUGGAGAGUGCAGAAAAGCUGAUGGGUAUUGUUUUGUAUGCGCGAAUAUGACGUUUGGAUUUCAAUGCAAUCAAACUUGUAAUGAUAACUGUUUUUCAUCAAGUUGUGAUCAGGAUACUGGCAAGUGUAAUAAAGGUUGCGAAAAUGGAUUUUAUGGUUCCUUCUGCAAUAUGUCAUGUAGUUCCAACUGCGCACGCGCUGUCUGUGAUAGUAUUAAUGGAGCUUGUGAGGAAGGGUGUAAAACAAAUUGGACAGGAAGGAAAUGCGACGAGUGUGACUCUGCACAUUACGGGGUUAAUUGUUCCAAGGAAUGUUCGUCGUCGUGUAAGUCAGGAUGCUAUAGCGACAAUGGCAUGUGCAUAGGCAAUUGUGAAAUUGGUAAAUAUGGAAACUUCUGCAAUAAUGCAUGUCACAAGAACUGCAAAAAUGGAUGCAGCAAAAACAAUGGUAGCUGCAAAAGUUGUAUUGAUGGAAAAUUUGGAGUCACUUGUCAACAAAAAUGUGGAGCAGGAUGCACGUCUAACUGUGCUCAAAAUGAUGGGAGUUGUACGUGCAAAACGGGCUGGCAAGGAAAAUAUUGCAUUGAAUGUAGUCCAUUCUUUUACGGCGAAAUGUGUGAACAGAGAUGUAGCCUGAACUGCUUGAACGGAACCUGUUUUUCAAAAACUGGAUCAUGUAUAUCAGGAUGCAAAGGGGAUUUUCUCGACGAAAAAUGUGCAAUGAGAAAGAAAUAA